This is a messenger RNA of Thermothielavioides terrestris NRRL 8126, 503 nucleotides long. RefSeq lists its product as uncharacterized. The record is from RefSeq and is a predicted model, not a curated record. Gene Ontology annotation, biological process: protein N-linked glycosylation. Lineage: Eukaryota; Fungi; Ascomycota; Sordariomycetes; Sordariales; Chaetomiaceae. The transcript is spliced from 2 exons. The coding region runs from base 184 to 486 and encodes 100 amino acids.
CCUGCAGUGAGCGAGCUUCAGGUUGGCCAGGCAAGCAACCGAAAGCUGUCCAAUUGAGCACAACCCGCUAUGGAACUUCAACACUGAAGACAAUCAUCACCCAUUGAUUCUUUACAGCUUUCGGUCUGCUUUUGCCACUGUCGUCCGCAUCGACGCCAAUCCGAACUGUACAAUCGCCGGCACAUGGAUUCGUCACUGCAUGAGGUCUGGCAGGCGGCAGCUGGCUCGCCCUUCGUCCCCACCGUCGGAAAGGGCAGCCAAUUCCUGGUCGCCUUCGUGCUGCUGCUCAUCGGCUUCUCUCUCAGCGGCGCAUUCGCGCUCAGUAUGCCAUACCUAUGCCAUUCCAACGUUAUCCAGCUCGUCUUGCUAACGAUGCGAUUCCCAGAUCGAUCCCUUGUGAACCUGCCCAUCCUCGCCGUACCGGCAUCGCUGGCUCUUGCGGUUGGGGUGGUUUACAUGUUCUGUGCGGUCGGAGUCUACGUCUAAAGAUACCCCAAGCGUCU